ACCGCGCAGUUGUACAUAGUCCUGUAGGUGCUGUUUGCACCACUAUUAAGCAAGGGAGUGUGUGUGUGUGUGUCUGUGUGCUGUGCUUGGGGUGGUGCUACACAGUUAACACGUGAAAUCCGACUUUAAAAGCAGCAGCUGUGAAACUGACGGGUCUGGUCAAUUUCACGCGAACUAGAACAUUCCAAAAGCAGCGAUUUCUGCUCCUGUCUGUUUCAGCUGUAGAUCACAAGCACGCCACCAGCGUGAGAGAGAGACAGUCAAGAGAGUAUAAGAGAAGACACACACACACACACACACACAUGAACACGAUGGACUUCUCUCUGCGCUCCUUCGCUCUUCUCCUCGCCCUUUCUGCGGUGAUCGCUUCCUUUAACGACCAGAGCCCGGUCACCGACGGAUACUGCAAUCGUAUCGUGAGGUCUCAGGGCAGCCGGAGGGACGGGAACACCGGAUUCAGCCUCCAGAUCGAAGGGAAUCCCGAGUUCUACACCCCAGGCAGCACAUACCGGGUCACCCUCUCGGCCACAGUUCCGUCCUAUUUCCGUGGAUUCACGCUGAUAGCCCUCAGGGACGGGGAGGACGGCGACAGGGAAGAGGAAUAUGCUGGUAACUUUCAGAUAAUUGAUCAUGAGGACACUCAGUUUAUGACGAACUGCCCGUAUGCUGUCACGGAGACCACUCCCAGGAGACGGACACGCAUCCAAGUCUUUUGGACAGCACCUGCGGCUGAUACAGGCUGUGUCAUAUUGAAAGCCAGUAUUGUGCAAAAACGGAUAAUCUGGUUCCAGGAUGAUGGAGCACUUACGAAGAGACUAUGUGAGAAAGUACUGGGUGAAGAAUAUGCCACAGAAAAGCCUAUUCAAGACUGUUGUGCCUGUGGAACUGCAAAAUAUAGGUUAACAUUCUAUGGAAAUUGGUCAGAGAAGACCCAUCCAAAAGAUUAUCCAAAAUUUGCAACGCACUGGUCUGCUAUCAUUGGAGCAUCUCAUUCUAAGUCUUACAGGCUCUGGGAGUAUGGGGGAUUUGCCAGCGAUGGAGUAAAACAAGUCGCUGAGUGGGGCUCCCCUGUGAAAAUGGAAGAGGAAAUCCGGCAGAAGGGUGAGAGUGUUUUGACUGUCAUCAAGGCGAAGGCUCAGUGGCCUGCUUGGCAACCUCUGAACGUCCGGGCAGCUCCAUCUGCAGAGUUCUCUGUUGACCAUACACGACAUCUGAUGUCCUUCCUGACAAUGUUGGGUCCCAGUCCAGAUUGGAAUGUGGGGCUGUCGGCGGAGGAUCUCUGCACCAAGGAUUGCGGGUGGGUGCAGAAGGUUAUUCAGGACUUAAUUCCCUGGGAUGCUGGAACUGACAGCGGAGUGACUUAUCUGGCCCCAAACCAACGGACAGAGCCUCAAGAAAGAAUUAGACCACUAACUAGCCUGGAUCAUCCAAAAAGCCCCUUCUAUGAUCCUGAAGGGGGUCCAAUUGUUCCUGUGGCCAGAGUUGUGAUUGAAAGAAUUGCAAGAAAGGGGGAGCAGUGCAAUAUUCAGCCUGAUAAUGUAGAUGAUAUCGUGGCCGAUCUUAACCAAGAGGAGAAGGAGAUGGAUGAAGAUGACACUCCAGAAACUUGUAUCUACUCAAAUUGGUCUCAGUGGUCAGCCUGCAGCUCCUCCACUUGUGAGAAGGGGAAACGGAUGAGGCAAAGAAUGCUCAAAGCACAACUGGAUCUAAGUGUGCCUUGUCCACAUACUCAAGAUUUUGAGCCUUGCAUGGGGCCAGGUUGCCGUGAUGAUGAUGCGUCGACUUGCAUGAUGUCGGAGUGGAUCAGCUGGUCCCCUUGCAGCCUCUCCUGUGGAAUGGGAAUGAGAUCACGGGAAAGAUAUAUUAAGCAAUACCCCGAGGAUGGCUCCCUCUGCACACUGCCCACUGAAGAGACAGAGAAAUGCAUUGUCAAUGAGGAAUGCGCAUCAGAUACCUGCUUUGUGACAGAGUGGGGAGAAUGGGAGGAGUGCAGUGCGAGUUGUGGGAUGGGCACCAAAAGGAGGCAGCGAAUGGUCAAGAUGCAUCCAUCAGACGGAUCCACGUGCAAAGUGGAAACGGUACAAAUGGACAAAUGUGGGAUGCCAGACUGUCAGACGAUUCCCUGUAUGCUGACUCCCUGGUCAGACUGGAGCGACUGCAGCGUUACGUGUGGGAUUGGCAUGAGGUCACGGUGGAGGAUGCUGAAAUCCCCAGCCGAGGUGGGGGAAUGCAAUGAGGAGUUGGAGCAGGUGGAGAAGUGCAUGCUACCAGAAUGUCCCACUGACUGCAUGGUUUCUGAAUGGUCAGAAUGGUCAGAGUGCAAUAAGUCUUGCGGGAAAGGGCAUGUGAUCAGAACCAGGAUGAUCAAACUGGAGCCGCAGUUUGGGGGAGCACAGUGCCCCGAGACCGUCCAACGGAAAAAGUGCAAAGUGCGGAGGUGUUCAAGGAGGCUAAGUGAUGAAAAGAGACGUCGCAAGGAAGCUCCAGAAAGGCAAAGGAAUAAACAGAUGAGGAGUGAUCCUGAAAUUCUGGAACAUACAGGAUGCAAGAUGAGACCGUGGACAGCAUGGACUGAUUGCAGCAAGUUCUGCGGGGGAGGCAUUCAGGAACGGUUCAUGGUCGUUAAGAGAAAAUAUCGUACCUCCCAGAUCACCAGCUGUAAGGACAUGAAAGAAAUCCGUGCAUGCAGCGUUCAUCCAUGUUAGGAAGUGAAGCAGACUGCCCUCACCACGAAUAGGUGGACUGCUUUUUUUUUUAAAAAAGUGAUUGAGAAACUCUUUGGCUCUUUCAGACACAGAACCUUUCUGUAUCCCUAACAUUUAUAAAUGUUACAAUGUCACUGUACACACACACACACACACACACACACACACACAACCCUACAUAGACACUAGCACGCAAGGCGAUUAAAAAGCAAUUUGAACUGUUUAACCUGUGGUUAUGUUUUCUUCCUAAAUUUUUUAUGCACUGGUGUGCAGUGUUUCUUUUUUUCCUGAAUUUUAAAACCUUUGCUGUUGUAGCUUUUGGUUGUGAGAAAUGAUUUUUUUUUAAAAUUAAAAAUGGCCCAUUUAUUAUAUGAGAUUUAGAUGCCUUAUCAAAGGAACAUUUGCUGUUGCUCUUUAGUGGUAAGGAGAAGCAUAAAAAAUUAACGAAACUUAACACUUAAUUUUUUUUAUUUUGUCUAUUGUCACAUUUUGUGGUAUCUUUACUGCUGCCCUAGGUGACAGUGUCAGAAAAGUGUAUUCGACCAAAGUCUUUGUGCGAAUUUUCAGAAGUUCUUCGAUGUUGUUUUUUUCUCUUUGAUGAAAUAUUAAUCAGUACACUGAGAGUGUGAGUGAAUGCGAGUGCGAAUGAGGUCAAAUAGUACAAGGCACGCUAAGCCUAUUUUACUGUUUGUAAAAAAAAAGAAAAAAUGAAAAAUAUAUAAUUUUGAUGAUGUAUUAACUUGUCCAGUUACCAUGUUUGACAAUAAAACAAAAUGGCAAUAACA
Molecule: messenger RNA, 3490 nt
Organism: Rhincodon typus (whale shark)
Lineage: Eukaryota; Metazoa; Chordata; Chondrichthyes; Orectolobiformes; Rhincodontidae
Product: spondin-1
Exons: 16
Coding region: 303-2705 (800 amino acids)
Biological process (GO): cell adhesion
Cellular component (GO): extracellular matrix
Source: RefSeq, a predicted model, not a curated record